AUGAAACAGAAAGCCAUUGGUUUCCUUGCUAGCCUUGUUCAUCCAAUUCCCGUCAUGAGGCCUCAAGAUCUUGCAGAAACAGGUCAUGGGCGCAUUCACCUUUUAAAUCCCAAGACCGAUCGUCUUAAAAUUCAUGGCAUUGACACUCAAUUUACCAGCCAAUUUCAACCUAACGAUGCCAUCAUUUUACCUCGUAAUUCAGGCAAAAUCACCGUUGCAAAGAUAUUGUCUGACACUGAACUUAUUAUUAAAUCACCUAUUACCGAUAAGCGGGCACUUGAACACCUCACCAAGCCCUCGGGCUCUGCCUACAAAUGUUUACCCCAUAUUGACCAAGAUGGUGUUUAUGAAUGUGUUUACGAAGAAUUACAUGAGGGUCGCUGCAUCACGAUUUUUCCAGAAGGUGGAUCGCACGAUCGUGCAGAGAUGUUGCCAUUUAAAGCAGGUGUGACUAUUAUGGCAUUAGGCGCGAUGGCCAAAUAUCCAGGUCUUGAUGUCAAAAUUGUACCUUGUGGACUCAACUAUUUCCAUGCUCACAAGUUUCGUUCAAGAGCUGUGAUUGAGUUUGGUAAUCCAAUCACAAUCUCUAAUGAUCUUGUAGAAAAGUUCAAGAAGGGAGGAGAGGAAAAACGCGAAGCUUGUUCGAGUUUAUUAGAUACUAUAUUUUAUGCAUUAAAAGCUGUCACAGUCAAUGUUCCUAAUGAUCAAACUCUAAUGUGUAUUCAGGCAGCUCGUCGUCUCUAUAAGCCAGCUACUCAUCGUCGUCUUCAUAUUGCUCAGGUUGUUGAUUUAAAUCGUCGUUUUGUUAUUGGAUACAAUAUCUAUAAAGAUGAUCCACGUGUUAUUGACUUACAGCAGAAAGUAUUAGCCUAUAAUCAAUUAUUAAAAUAUCAUGGAUUAAGGGAUCAUCAGGUGCCAGAGAUUAAUUUAAGAGAGUGGAGAACAUUUUGUUUAUUAUGGUAUCGUAUUGGUGUUUUAAUUGUAUGGGCUCUAUUGUCAUUCCCAGGUGCAAAGAAAGCAAAAGACGCGUUAAAAUCAUCUUCAGUAAAGAUUAGAGGAAGGGAUGUAUUAGCUACAUGGAAAUUUUUAGUUGGUUUAGUCUUAAUACCCUUACUUUAUGGUUUGUAUACGCUAAUUGUGCUUUGGAUAUGUCUAAAAUCAGAUUUAAGUUGGUUCAAAACUUUGUUAUAUCCUCUUUUGACAUGGACCAUGUUACCUUUUAUUAGUUACGCGUCAAUGAGAUUUGCAGAAAAUGGAGUAGAUGUAUUCAAAUCUAUUCGCCCUUUAUACCUAGCUUUAGUAGACCCUGAUGCAUCUGCUAACUUACGUCAACUUCGUGAAAAACUUUCUCAGGACAUUACAGCAGCCAUCAACGAAAUUGGUCCUAACGUCUUUAGCGAUUUUGAUUCAUCCAAUGUAUUUAGAAGUGACAAUACAAGCGAAGAAUCUGUAUCUGAGUUAGCAUCAGGAGGAAGAACAUUUUCACAAAUUGCUAGUGAGUUUUUGACAGGCACUGCAAAUGUGUUGCUUCAUGACAGCAAUAUCUUUAAUUGGACAAAACAAGAAGAGGAAUCAGAUUCAGAUGAACAACUUUAUUUCUUAGAUAAGACAGGUAAUACGUCAACUACAGCUUAUAAUACUUCUGCUUCCGCAAGCGAUGUAGAAUUAUCAAAAUAA
Molecule: messenger RNA, 1677 nt
Organism: Cokeromyces recurvatus
Lineage: Eukaryota; Fungi; Mucoromycota; Mucoromycetes; Mucorales; Mucoraceae
Exons: 4
Coding region: 1-1677 (558 amino acids)
Biological process (GO): phospholipid biosynthetic process
Cellular component (GO): endoplasmic reticulum membrane
Molecular function (GO): glycerol-3-phosphate O-acyltransferase activity; glycerone-phosphate O-acyltransferase activity
Source: RefSeq, a predicted model, not a curated record